UGACAGCUGGAUCAUCAGACUUGCGGUCAGUUCGGGACAUGUGACCAUAAUAUAGAGGAUCUGCCCCGACAAGUAUUCACCUCAUCAUCCGAGAGCAAGAAGAUAAAUCAUGUGCAGGAAUAUCCCCUCAAAUGUCUCCAUAUAACAUCCUGGAAUUGUAUAGAAUUAAAUGUUUAUUCACAAUACAGGUUCCUAUAAGGUGUCAGGACGUGGCGGUCUAUUUCUCCAUGGAGGAGUGGGAGUAUGUAGAAGGACACAAGGAUCAGUACAAGGAUCAGGUCAUGAUGGAGGAUCAGCAGCCCCUCACAUCACCAGUCAGAUCCAGUAAGAGAACAGCACCAGAGAGGUGUCCCCGUCCUCUUCUUCCACAGGAUGAUCAGGGUGAAGAUCUGAACAAUAUUAAAACUAUAGAGACAGAUGUGAGCGGUGAUAAGCAGUUUAAGGAGAACUUUCCUACAGAGAAAGAUCUGAUCUAUAUUAAUGCUACAGACAUAAAGGAAGAAGAAGAGACAGAUGUGAGCGGUGAUGUGCAGUAUAAGGAGGACAUUCCUACAGGGGAAGUUCUUAUCUAUAUUAAUGCUCCAGAGACAAAAGUGAGCCGUAAUAAGCAGUAUAAGGAAAACAUUCCUACAGGGAAAGAUCUGAUCUAUAUUAACGCUACAGACAUAAAGGAAGAAGAGGCAGAUGUGAGCAGUAAUGAGCAGUAUAAGGAGGACAUACCUAUAGGGAAAGAUCUGAUCUAUGUUAAAACUACAGACAUAAAGGAAGAACAAGAGACAGAUUUGAACUGUGAUGAGCAGUAUAAGGAGGACAUUCCUACAGGGAAAGAUCUGAUCUAUAUUAAUGCUACAGACAAAGAAAAAAGAAGAGACAGAUGUAAGCGGUGAUGAACAGUAUAAAGAGGACAUUCCUACACGGAAAGAUCGGAUCUAUAUUAAUGCUACAGACAUAAAGAAAGAAGAAGAGACAGAUUUGAGCAGUGAUGAGCAGUAUAAGGAGGACAUUCCUACAGGGA
Hyla sarda is the source of this 1015-nucleotide messenger RNA. RefSeq lists its product as uncharacterized. The record is from RefSeq and is a predicted model, not a curated record. Bases 132 to 887 code for a protein of 251 amino acids. The transcript is spliced from 3 exons. Gene Ontology annotation, biological process: regulation of DNA-templated transcription. Lineage: Eukaryota; Metazoa; Chordata; Amphibia; Anura; Hylidae.